Messenger RNA from Mangifera indica (mango), 2693 nucleotides. RefSeq names its product pentatricopeptide repeat-containing protein At3g14730. The coding region runs from base 76 to 1989 and encodes 637 amino acids. The transcript is spliced from 2 exons. Lineage: Eukaryota; Viridiplantae; Streptophyta; Magnoliopsida; Sapindales; Anacardiaceae. The record is from RefSeq and is a predicted model, not a curated record. Gene Ontology annotation, molecular function: RNA binding; protein binding. Gene Ontology annotation, biological process: RNA modification.
CUGUAACGCUUCGCCGGGGGAAACUCUGUUUAAGUCUGUGAAGAAAACUCACUCACCUCAUCCAAAUCCUGUUUAAUGAACACAACAAGAAGAAAAAUUUCUUCCAAAAUCUCAAUCUCUCGAACAUCUUUUUUGAGUGUGAAAUUCUCCACUUCAUCAUCAACAGAACAAAAUUUUAACCACCCGUUAAAUCUCACCACGUGCAUUGCUUCUUUGCAAUCAUGUGCCCACCUGAAGAACCUCAAAAAAGGCAUAGAAAUCCACUCUUACAUGUUCAAAAGUGGCCUUGUCGACUCCCCUUUAUCGAUAACUAGCCUUAUUAAUAUGUACUCUAAAUGCAACAGAGUUAGCCAUGCACUUCUAGUAUUUAAUAAUAUGAGUUGUGAAGCUAAUGUUUUUACUUAUAAUGCAAUGAUUUCUGGAUUUUUAUCAAAUGGGUUUGCAGCAAAAGGUUUGGAUUUUUAUAAAGAUAUGAGAGAAUUUGGUGUUUUGCCUGAUAAGUUUACUUUCCCGUGUUUGAUCAAGUGUUGUUGUGAUCUUAUGGAGGUUUUAGAGGUUAAAAAGAUCCACGGAUUGAGUUUUAAACUUGGUUUGGGAUUUGAUGUGUUCAUAGGCAGCGCUUUGGUUAAGACCUACUUGAAGUUUCAAUUAAUGGAGGAGGCGCAAAAGGUGUUUGAGGAAUUGACUGUUCGAGAUGUUGUUCUUUGGAACGCAAUGAUUAAUGGGUAUGCACAGAUUGGGAAAUUGGAUGAAGCUUUGGGGGUUUUUAGGAGGAUGAGUGAAGAAGGGGUUUUGAUAAGUAGAUUCACUGUUACUGGGAUUCUAUCGGUUUUUAGUAUGAUAGGAGAUUUCAACAAUGGAAGAGGGGUUCAUGGAGUUGUGAUGAAAAUGGGUUAUGAUUCAGGUGUUGCAGUUAUGAAUGCUUUGAUUGAUAUGUAUGGAAAGUGCAAAUGUAUUGAUGAUGCAUUGGAGAUUUUUGAAAUGAUGCAGGAGAAGGAUUUGUUUUCAUGGAACUCGAUUAUGGCUGUUCAUGAACAAUGUGGUGAUCAUGAUGGCACUUUGAGGCUUUUUGAUAGGAUGUUACGUGCUGGAGUUCAGCCUGAUUUAGUAACUGUCACUACUGUGCUUCCUGCUUGUUCUCACUUGGCAGCACUGAUGCAUGGUAAAGAAAUUCAUGCAUUUAUGAUUGUUAAUGGUUUGGCAAAGGAUGGUAACUGUGAGGAUGUUACUGAUGUGUUGAUGAACAACUCCCUCAUGGACAUGUAUUCGAAAUGUGGCAGUAUGAGAGAUGCUCACAUGGUUUUCAAUCAGAUGAGUAAGAAGGAUGUGGCAUCGUGGAACAUUAUGAUCAUGGGCUAUGGAAUGGAUGGUUAUGUCAAGGAGGCAUUGGAUAUGUUUUCACAGUUCUGUGAGGCAAAGCUUCAGCCUGAUGAGGUGACUUUUGUGGGCGUUUUGUCAGCCUGCAGUCAUUCAGGCUUUUUGAGACAAGGUCGUGAGUUCUUCGAGCAAAUGGAAUCAAAAUAUGGUGUAUUUCCCACUAUUGAGCAUUAUACUUGUGUCAUUGACAUGCUUGGUCGAGCUGGGAAGCUUAAAGAGGCUUAUGAAUUGGCACUAACAAUGCCUAUUGAGGUGAACCCAGUUGUAUGGAGGACUUUGUUGUCAGCAUGUCGGCUCCAUGCGAAUACAGAUCUUGCUGAGAUUGCAGCACAGCGGGUUUUUGAGCUUGAACCUGGACAUUGUGGAAGUUAUGUUUUGAUGUCUAAUGUCUAUGUGGCAGCUGGCCGAUAUGAAGAAGUAUUAGAUGUUAGGCAUAUGAUGAGGAAACAAAAUGUAAAGAAGACACCAGGGUGUAGUUGGAUUGAACUGAAGAAUGGCGUGCAUACUUUUAUUACUGGUGAUCAGUCGCAUCCUGAAGUGAAGUCUAUAUAUGCUGGAUUGCAGUCAUUGACAGCUCGUCUUUAUGAGAAUGGAUAUGUGCCAAACAUCUAGUGGUAGAUCCAUUUUGAAUGCCAAUAAAUCCACAGAGGACUCUUGAGUGAUAGGAUGUUAUGCAAGGUUGGUUGGUGCUGAUUUUCUCAUAUGUUGCAAAGUAUCAUGUAUAAAUACCAAAAUUGACCACAACAGUGAAGCCCUGCAGAGUAGCAUGCCACAUGAUUGGAUUUUCGAAUUUGAAAUUGCAAAUGGCGACACUUUUGUUCAAAUUUUGCUGGUUUUGAUAGACUCAUAUAUUGGGCUCCUUUUGAAGGGUUUUUCAUGUUGACUGUCUUGCCAGAGGCCUUAAGGCAUAUUUCUGCACUGCAACCUCUGUGUAUAUCCUGCUCUACGCCCUUACGUAUCUUCAGGCUUUGGAUAUUUUUUGGUGCCCAAAGUUGUCAUCUCUUCCUGCUAGCAUUCAGUAUCCCAGCAAUGUACAAAGAUUGAAUUUUUCAAAUUGCCCUGAACUGGUCAAGCGAAUUGAGAAUAGAAACAGGAGAGGAUUGUGAUGGCUACCUGGCAGAGCAACUCUACUGCAGAACUCCUUCCAGGCCAGCACCUCUGCACUCAAUGUAAUCCCCAGCAAACCAACACAACAGCAGUAGUUUCCAGCAAUAGAAUAGGAAACGCAAUCAAGAUAGUGAGAGAAAAUAUGUAUUGUAUUGAAUACUCAAUAAAGUUUGCAAAAUCAAUUCUUCAAUGUAAUGACUAUUUUGCAA